Kluyveromyces lactis is the source of this 933-nucleotide messenger RNA. RefSeq names its product cytochrome b5 reductase family protein. The record is from RefSeq and is a predicted model, not a curated record. Bases 1 to 933 code for a protein of 310 amino acids. Gene Ontology annotation, cellular component: endoplasmic reticulum; plasma membrane. Gene Ontology annotation, molecular function: oxidoreductase activity. NCBI's taxonomy places the organism in Eukaryota, Fungi, Ascomycota, Saccharomycetes, Saccharomycetales, Saccharomycetaceae. The transcript has a single exon.
AUGUCAGCAGAGGACGGUUGGAAUGUUUUGAAUGAACCACUUCAUGGGAUUUAUAUCCCCUCACUUUUGUUCACCGUUGGUAUCAUUGUAUUCACGGUUAUGAGUAAUGAUUUGAAAUUCUUGCUAGGUUUCGUUAUUUUGGGCGCUAUUUUGGCUUACAGAAUGGUUGUUGCACGUAGCCGUUUAAAGUCCAUCUACAGUGACAGAUGGACUGCUUUGGAGCUUGAGGAUCAAACAAUUGUCUCUAAGAACACAGCUAUCUAUCGAUUCAAAUUAAAGACAUCUUUAGAAUGCUUGGAUAUUCCAACAGGCCACCAUCUGGCGGUGAGAAUUCCGCUUGAAGAUAAGGAUGAAAUCAGAUAUUACACUCCAAUCUCAAAUAAAUUUGAAACUGGUCAUUUUGAUAUAAUGGUAAAGUCUUAUGCAGACGGACAAGUGUCGAAAUAUUUCGCUUCUUUGAGACCUGGACAAACGGUCGAUUUUAAAGGACCAGUUGGUAGAUUCGCCUACGAGGCUAAUUCUUCGAAGCAUAUCGGUAUGAUUGCAGGUGGUUCUGGUCUUACUCCUAUGUUGCAGGUUUUAAACACCAUCAUCACAACUCCUACAGAUUUGACGAGGGUGACUCUGCUAUAUGCGAACGAAACGGAAAAUGACAUUCUAUUAAAAGACGAACUUGAUGAAAUUUCCGAGAAAUAUCCAAACUUCUUGGUUCACUAUUUAGUCAACCAUCCUUCUAGCUCAUGGCAGGGAGAAGUUGGUUGGGUUACCAAGGAAAUCAUGUCAAAAUACCUUCCAGACCCUUCUGCUGAAAAUAGAUUAUUGAUUUGCGGUAAACCAGAAAUGAAGAAAACCUUACUUAAGUACGCCGAAGAAUUGGGCUGGCCAAAAGGUAUCUUGAAAUCGAAUCCUGAUGAUCAAGUCUUUGUCUUCUGA